AUGCCUCGCGGUGAUCCGCCCCCGCAGUGGCGGGAGGAGACUUCUGCCCAGGGCUUCCGGCAGCCCCUGGAGCUGAACCAGCUGAGGACAUACACCUUGGCCAAGCUCGCCCUCCCCCGCCUGAGGAAGAGCCGAGGGAAUGUUAUCAUUCCCUUGGGACUGGCGAUCGGCCAGUCCCAGGCAGAUCCUUAUGUGGCCACCAAGGGGGCAGUAGCGGCCAUGACCUAAGCCUUGGCCCUGGAUGAGAGUCAGCAUGGCGUCCGCAUCAGCUGCAUCUCCCCAAGGAACAUGUGGACCUCACUGUGGGAGGAGCUGGCAGCCUCCAGGCCUGACCCUAAGGCCACAGUCCUUAUCCCUGUGUCUUCCCAGCCCCUAGGCCCCGUGGGCCAGCCAGCCCAGGUGCGGGCCGCCGCAGUGUUCCUGGCCUGGGACUCAGAAGCCAGUUUCUGCACAGGCACUGAGCUGCUCGUGACCCUGGGUGCAGCAGAGCUGGAGUAUGUGUGCAAGGCCAGGUGGGGUGCCCCGGUGGAGGCCCCCGUCAUCCCUUCCUGAUUUUCCACACUUCUCCUUGGGCUUCCUUGACCAGGACCCUCCCGCCCCAGAUUCAGUCUCCCCCAAAUUCCAGCUUCUGCCCUUUGCCCCUCAAGUGUAGCCCCCAACUCUAGACAUUAAGCCCACUUACCGGUGUGCCAAACCACCCCCACGAGGGCCCAUAAAAGCGAUCUGCAGCCACAAGGAGGAGGGCAUCGGUACAUUUAUUUUCCAUCCUUCACGAGUCCCGCCAGGGCGGGACCCCUUACAACCCAGCCCAGCCCAAGCGUGGCCUUGACCCGAGGGCCUACAACUCCCAGCAGGCCUUGCAGCAGGAGGCUCUCGCCGGGGGCGUCUGGGAAACGAAUUGCAGUUAGGCUUCACCGGUGCCCUAGUUAAAAGGUUCGCAGGGGAGAGAUAAUUAAGCUGUAAUUAAGAGCUAAUGGAGCAGGUGAAGCACGAGGGCCUCCUCUUUAUUCUUGGCCUUUAGGGGAAAGGAGUUUUGACCUCGCCGCCUGCAGAGUAGGAAGGUGGUCCGGGCCACAAUUUCUGAGGGAAGAGGAAGCUGGAGGUUGAGACUCCUGGAACAGAGAGUGGGGGAGCAGGGGGUCCGGACUCCUGGGUUUGGGGGAGUCGGGACGGGGUGGGAGCUUGGAAACUGCGGGGCGCACAACCCGUGUCUAGGGACGGCCGACGCCGGAUCCACCCUGGUGGGGCGCGGGGCUCGGUCCCGUGCGUGCGCCCCCGGCGAGGGUGUGGGGUUGGUUGCCUGGCUACUGCGGAUUGGCCGCGGCUGAGUGUGGGGCGAUUGCUGAUUGGCUGGGGCGGCCCCAGAUUGGAG
Molecule: messenger RNA, 1372 nt
Organism: Pteropus alecto (black flying fox)
Lineage: Eukaryota; Metazoa; Chordata; Mammalia; Chiroptera; Pteropodidae
Gene: HSD17B14
Product: hydroxysteroid 17-beta dehydrogenase 14
Biological process (GO): steroid catabolic process
Cellular component (GO): cytosol
Molecular function (GO): estradiol 17-beta-dehydrogenase [NAD(P)+] activity
Source: RefSeq, a predicted model, not a curated record